GAAAGCAACCCCGGGUUUGGCAGGGCUGCAGCCCGCUCUCCCAGCGACACCCGGUGGGUGCUGGGGGAAGAGCCGCGUCCCGGGGCAGUGGGUGCUGGGAUGAGAUGGGGGGGUGGUGCUGCUGGGGGUGACCUGGCCUCUGAUCCUUCACCUGUGUCACCUCCCGGCCGGUGUAAGUGGCUAACGGCUCUAGUCGUCGCCUGGUCCCCUCUUGCUGGAGGUGGGGUCAGAUGUGCCCAGCCUCGCAGUAGUCCCGAGAAGGGGGGACAGUCACUCUGCAGCCAUAUUCCGGGGACCCCGAGGGCCACAUCCCAGCCUGAGAUCCCCGGUGGGGACAUACGCUGUCACCGGGUGACAUUCACACCUGAAAGAAGCAGCCUGAAAUAGGUGUGACGCAGUUCAGCCAGGGACAAGUAGAGUGACCGGGACGUCACCAAGAAUAAUCACCGGCACUCGGCCAAGCCGAGGCACACCGGCGACGCAGCGGCCAGCACCGGCCAUGGGACUGUCCCCGGCACCGGCGCUGACCAACCCCGCAGCUCAUCUGCCCCCCCGGGGACCUGCUGGGACGUCCCCACCCAAGACAGACACCCUGAAAUACAGCUUUGGGCCCCCCCUGCUGAGCGGGUGGCAGGAGGGCGCGGGGUCCCCCCCAGGCACCCCGUGACCCCGGGGACCAGGCCGGCAGCCCGUCACCCGCCGGCAUCCGGAGGUGGGGCUGCCAGGGCCGAUCUCCCGCGGCUGCCGGUGCUUGCCGGGAUCGCACGGGAGCCUGCUGGGAAGAGGCAGGCGCUGCUCUCGACUGUCCCUGCGGGAGCCGUGGGAGGAAACGAGACCUCCGUGCCCCGGCAGAGCGGCUGCCCCGGCCUCCUGGCCCCCAGCAUCACCCCCAGGCCUGGGUACCCAGCCCUGAGCCAUGGCACUGCUCACCCACUUCCUGGCCUGUGCCUUUGGCAUGGGCUCCUGGGUGGCUGUCAACGGGCUGUGGGUCGAGCUGCCGGUGCUGGUGACGAUACUGCCAGAGCAGUGGGACCUGCCCUCCUACAUCACCAUCAUCAUCCAGAUGGCCAACGUGGGACCGCUCUUUGUCACCCUCAUGCAUCGCUUUCGGCCUGGCUUGCUGAAGGAUGUGGCUGUUAUCUAUGUGAUUGUGUCUGUGGGUGUCUUGGCCUGCUUGCUCCUGGCCUUCUUCUGGGACCACACAACCUCCAUUGCUGGUAGGCCCCGCAGCACUGCCUUCAUGAUCCUCACCUUCUUCUUGGCCUUGGUGGACUGCACCUCCUCCGUCACCUUCCUGCCCUUCAUGAUACAGCUGCAGCCCCGGUACCUGACCACCUUCUUCAUAGGUGAAGGGCUCAGUGGUCUCAUCCCUGCCAUGAUCGCCCUGGGACAGGGCUCUGGCAUCUUCAGCUGCAACAACGUUACCCACCUGGUCAACAUCACCAGCGGCAAUGAGACCAUGGAGACCACCAUCAUCCAGCUGGAGACCCACUACCUCCCAGCCAACUUCUCCACCUUCUUCUUCUUCCUUCUCAUGACUGUAAUGAUGAUGGUCUGCUUGCUGGCCUUCUUCUUCCUCACCAGGCAGCCCAAGGUGUGGGAGGUCUCCCAGCAGCAGCUGUUUCCGAGAAGCAUCGUGCUGAGCUCGUUUGACCAGAUCCCGGAUGAGGGAGCUGACUCACAGCUGAACAGAGGCUGUGCAUGUCCAAAGGAUGCCAAGGGACCUGGGGACAUCCUCCCGGAGAAGGCCUACUACCCCUUGGCCAAGCUCACCUUCAUCUACUUCCUCACUGCUUGGGCAAGCACCCUGAUGAACGGGGUCCUGCCGUCUGUGCAGUCCUACUCCUGCCUGCCCUAUGGCAACAUUGCCUACCACCUGGCUGCCACCCUCAGCUCUGUGGCCAACCCCCUCGCCUGUGUGGUGGCCACGCUUCUGCCCAGCAGGUCCCUGGCCCUGCUGGGCACCCUCACCGUGGCAGGGAUGGGCUUUGCUGCCUACAACAUGACCAUCGCCGUGAUGAGUCCCUGCCCACUCCUCCGGCAGUCCCAGUGGGGCAGUGCCACCAUCGUCCUCUCCUGGGUGCUCUUCAUCGGGACGCUCUCCUACGUGAAGGUGAUGGCCGGGGUGAUCCUGCGGAGCCGCAGCCGCAGCGCGCUGAUGUGGUACGGGGCACUGGAACAGCUGGGCUCCCUCCUGGGGGCCCUGAUCAUGUUCCCCCUCGUCAGCAUCUACGGCUUCUUCAAAUCUGCUGACUACUGCAGCCUGCAGUGCCCGGCGUGAGCAGGACGGGCACCCCUGGACAGCCCCUCUUCCCAGCACACACCCCCAAACCCAGCAAGGGCUGGAAGCAGCACUGGGGACUGGGGCAGCUGCGUGUACAUCACCUCACUGUGCUCAGCUCGGUGGCUUUGUUCCCAGCCUGGGCACAGGGUGUCUCUGUUGUGUUCAAAGCAAUAGAAGGUGUUUGCUCAA
Molecule: messenger RNA, 2473 nt
Organism: Apus apus (common swift)
Lineage: Eukaryota; Metazoa; Chordata; Aves; Apodiformes; Apodidae
Gene: SLC52A3
Product: solute carrier family 52 member 3
Exons: 6
Coding region: 917-2281 (454 amino acids)
Biological process (GO): riboflavin transport
Cellular component (GO): plasma membrane
Molecular function (GO): riboflavin transmembrane transporter activity
Source: RefSeq, a predicted model, not a curated record